CCCCGAGACUUGCCUGGCAAUGCCAUGUUUGUGUGUGUGCCCUGAGUCCCCGAGAGCAAUCAGGGAGACGGCUCCCCGGCCAGACUUGGCUGAUGUUUUCUUGUUUCUGUUUCAGCCUUCAGGAUAAAUCCCUCAGCAGCACCGCUGUAACAGAGUGUGACGAGGAUAUAGUUUCUCUACAUGAAGACCAGACCGAUUGCUCCAGUCUCAGAGAUGAAGACAAUAAAGAAAAUUAUCCCGACACUGGGGCUCUCCUAGAGGAGCCUGCACUGCCCUCUCGUGAGCCCCAGCAGCAUGCAGAGCAGACUUUGCUUGGGGAAGCGGUGCUGAGAUCCAGCAUGGGCAACUUCAAGUCCCGCAAGCCCAAGUCCAUCUUCAAAGCUGAGAAUGGGAGAAACCAUGGAGAGAAUCAGGAGACAGAGCAUGUGCUGCCCUGUCAGUCAGAGUGUCGGGGACGAGCUGGAGUGUCCACUCAGGAGAGUCCACAAAAUCACACCUUUGGAGGCCAAGAAGCAGUGCGGCUUCAACCAAGAAUAGACCAGAGGACUGCCAGUUGGCCCAAGGAUGCUUUUGAAACUCGGCAGGAUUUCGGUGAGGAAGAAGCUACUCAGGUACAUGCAGCCAAGGAACAGAUCCCAACGCCCACCCAGAGCUUGCCAGCUGAAGGAGCAGAUGCUGCAGACCCUGCUCCGAUCAAAGAUGGGCAGAGUGAAGCGGACAGUACACCAGAUGACCUCCAGUCUUUCGGGACCAGCAGGCUGCUCUAUCACAUCACCGAUGGUGACAACCCACUGCUAUCACCGCGAUGCUCCAUCUUCAGCCAAAGCCAGAGAUUCAACUUAGACCCUGAAUCAGCCCCUUCUCCACCCAGCACUCAGCAGUUUAUGAUGCCCCGAAGUUCUUCCCGAUCUAGCUGUGGGGAUGUCAAGGAGCCCCAGACCAUUACCCAGCUCACCAAACACAUCCAGAGCCUCAAGCGGAAAAUCCGGAAAUUCGAAGAAAAAUUUGAACAAGAAAAGAAAUACCGGCCUUCACAUGGAGACAAAACUUCUAAUCCCGAAGUUCUGAAAUGGAUGAAUGACUUGGCCAAGGGUCGUAAACAGCUCAAAGAACUAAAGCUAAAGCUGUCAGAACAACAUGGGAGUGCCCCCAAAGUUCCUUCUAGAAACCUGCCCUGUGAGCAAUCCACAGUCCCCAGAGAGAAUGGGAAGCCAGAUGCUAUGGGCCCUGAGCCAAGCUCCUCUGGAGAGGAGAUGCCAGAUGCUGUAUUGACAAGCCUGAAGGAUAAGGGAGAAAAGCUUCCUUCUCAGGAGGAAUCUAAGGUAACUAAGCAAGACAAAAACCUCAUAAGGCCUCUUUACGACAGAUGCAGAAUUAUCAAGCAAAUUUUGUCAACGCCCUCCCUUAUUCCAACAAUUCAGGAAGAAGAGGACUCUGAUGAGGAUUGUCUACAGGGAAGCCAACAAUCCCCUCUGCCAGAGCGAACAUCUCACUUCGCUGUUGGUGACCACCUCAUCAACUCUAAUGAGAAUGAACCUGCUAGGCUCUUGCUACCAGAUGAAAAGAAGGAAAUCAAGCAGCCAACCCUUUCUAUGUCCAAUUUACAUGAGGCCACCAUGCCUGUACUUCUUGACCAUCUCAGAGAAACUAGGGCCGACAAGAAGAGACUGCGGAAAGCCUUAAGAGAAUUUGAAGAACACUUUUUUAAACAAACAGGAAGAAGUCCACAAAAGGAAGACAGGAUACCGAUGGCAGAUGAGUACUAUGAAUACAAGCACAUAAAAGCCAAACUGAGACUCUUAGAGGUUCUCAUCAGCAAGCAAGAUGUGGCCAAAACUAUUUGAGAUUCAAGAAAUGUUUGUGAUCACCUUCACUGAAGAUAAACUCAAGUUUAUUUUCCUUUGCCAAACUUGCUAGGUAGUUGCAAUAUUUGCCAAUAUUGCUAGGUUUUAGUUGUAAUGUAUGGAAAAACUGAAGCACUUUAGUGGGAAUAUUAGUUGUUUUUGAGAAGGGAUAGCAAGUGUAAUUAUAAAUGAGGAGAGGGGAUUUAAAUGAGGGGGGUAAACCACAAAUAAAAUAAGGGGAGGGAAGUCAUUUCCCUCUAUGCCAAGGAGAAAAACCCAGUCAAUAUAGUUAUUUCAGGUCAUAUCCAAUACAAUAUUUUGUCAAAUCUAAGUAACAUGUAAUAUCCGCUUGUUUAAUAGAUCACUUGUUAAGGAAUUAUGGAAAUAACUUUUAGUGUCCAAAGAUGGCUUAUGUUGAUAUAUGGAAGAGAAUGUGAUUUAAAAAUCAGUAGAGGAAUCAAAGUCUAGUUUUAUGAAAGAAUAUAUCUAAUAAGAAAGUAGUUUGUUGGAAACUUCUAAUAGAGUUUUAAGUGGUUAAAAAAUAAACUACCUUGUCCUUUAAGCCUGCUUGGUUUUUAGUACCCUAAAACACUCUAGAGUAUAUCUGCUAAUUUUUUAUUUCUUCAUAAAAAUAGCAAUUAUUUUCUGUUAUCUGAAAACUUACAUUUCUGAUUACCAAAGUUCAUUAUGAUAGCAUGUACUUGGUGAAUUAUCUUUGUCUAUAACUGAGAGUUGUUUAUAUUAAAAUAAAAUUGUCUUAAAAUUUCAAAAUAGGUAUUUUGGAUAGAAAUGUCUGUAGUAAAUAAUCUAAUGUGAUCAUAGGUAUGACUGCUAAUCUUUUUGUUUACUAUAACUAAAAGUAUAACUAUUUUUUCAUUGGGAAAACACAUUUUUCUUAAUGUUCCAAGGUCUCUACUUUGCAAGGUCUAAAAGAUUUCUCAUGAGCUGUAGCUAUUCUUCGUUCUGUACAAAAUGAAAGAUUUGGAAAUUGUCAUGACAUCUUUGAGAAACUAAAAUAUUUUAUUCACUUCAUCAAAUUUAGUGUUAUAUUGUUUUAUUUGUACUAAAACACAUUUAUUAAUUUUACUUUUGUAAAAAUUAGUAAAAUAUCGACAUUUUUGCUUUUGUA
Molecule: messenger RNA, 2973 nt
Organism: Suncus etruscus (white-toothed pygmy shrew)
Lineage: Eukaryota; Metazoa; Chordata; Mammalia; Eulipotyphla; Soricidae
Gene: FAM13C
Product: family with sequence similarity 13 member C
Exons: 14
Coding region: 93-1844 (583 amino acids)
Source: RefSeq, a predicted model, not a curated record